Aureobasidium musti is the source of this 1398-nucleotide messenger RNA. NCBI's taxonomy places the organism in Eukaryota, Fungi, Ascomycota, Dothideomycetes, Dothideales, Saccotheciaceae. The record is from the annotation of a GenBank genome assembly.
AUGAAGGCUUCACUCGCUGCUGCUUCGGUCGCCUUGGGCGCCUCCCUGGCCAUUGCCACUCCUACCCUCGAGGCUAGAGCCUCUGGCACUUCUUCCGGCAGUCUCCCUACCGUCACUGUCAAGGGCAAUGCCUUCUUCGCCGGCAACGACCGCUUCUACAUUCGUGGUGUCGACUACCAGCCCGGUGGUUCGUCUGACCCUAAGGACCCUCUGGCUGACGAGGCUGGCUGCCAGCGUGACAUCAAGUACUUCAAGCAGCUCGGCAUCAACACUGUCCGUGUCUACACAGUUGACAACAGCGCCAACCACGAUACUUGCAUGAACGCUCUUGCCGACGCUGGAAUCUACGUUGCUCUCGAUGUCAACACCCCUCUGUACUCGAUCAACCGCGCCGAUCCCGCCAAGUCGUACAACGCCGUCUACUUGCAGAGUCUGUUCGCUACUGUUGAUGCCUUUGCCAACUACACCAACACUCUUCUUUUCUUCUCGGGUAACGAGGUCAUCAACGAUGGUAACACUACCGACUGUGCACCUUACAUCAAGGCCGUCACUCGUGACCUCAAGCAGUACCGCAACAACAGAGGCUACCGUGCCAUCCCUGUUGGCUACUCCGCUGCCGAUGUCAGCGAGAACCGCUACGAGACUGCCCAGUACAUGAACUGCGGAACCGACGACCAGCGCAGCGACUUCUUCGCAUUCAACGACUACUCGUGGUGCGACCCCUCGUCCUUCACCAUCUCUGGCUGGGACCAGAAGGUUCAGACCUACGGCAACUACAGUCUGCCCCUCUUCNNCCUUUCCGAGUACGGCUGCAACAAGAACACUCGCAAGUUCGAGGAAGUUUCGGCUCUCUACAACCAGGAGAUGACUGGUGUCUACAGCGGUGGUCUCGUCUACGAGUACUCCCAGGAGGACUCCAACUACGGCCUCGUCACCAUCGAUGGUUCCUCUGUCACCCCUAACCAGGAUUUCACCUACCUUCAGAAUGCAUUCGCCAACAACACUGCUCCUACUGGUGAUGGCGGUUUCCACUCUGACGGCACUCCUUCUCAAUGNCCCCCCAACAGCGACACCUGGAACACCGGUGACUUCCAGGGUGUAGAUCUUCCUGCUUAUCCCGAGGAUGCCAAGAAGUACAUGACCUCUGGUGCUGGCACUGGCCCCGGUCUUACUGGUCCCGGUUCCCAGCAAGCUGGUAGUGACAACAUUGCUACUGCCUCUGCUGGAAGUGGUUCUGCUACCCGUACUGCCUCCGGUUCUUCGGCUACCGGCUCUGGUAGCAAUGCCACACACACUGGUGCUGCCUCGCGCGUCAACAUGGGCGAGGUUUCCUUCGCUCCUCUGAUCAUGACUGGCCUUGUUGCCCUGUCUACUCUGUUGGGCGCCACUCUUCUUUAA